This is a messenger RNA of Symphalangus syndactylus (siamang), 6852 nucleotides long. It is a transcript of the gene CA5B, whose product is annotated as carbonic anhydrase 5B. The record is from RefSeq and is a predicted model, not a curated record. Gene Ontology annotation, cellular component: cytoplasm; mitochondrion. NCBI's taxonomy places the organism in Eukaryota, Metazoa, Chordata, Mammalia, Primates, Hylobatidae. Gene Ontology annotation, molecular function: zinc ion binding; carbonate dehydratase activity.
AUAUAUGGGGCGUAACAGGGCACGAGGGGGCGUAGCUCCGAUGGCCGGACGUGCAGGCUGCGGAUCCCCGUAGGCGAGCGAGCGGCUAGGUUCGUGAUCUGGAGAGACGCUCAGAUUAUUAAGUUCCUGCAACUUAACUGGGAACUGAUCAAGAUUUCAAGCUAAAGAUGGUGGUGAUGAACAGCCUGAGGGUCAUUCUUCAAGCCUCUCCAGGCAAAUUGCUGUGGAGAAAGUUCCAGAUUCCGAGAUUCACGCCAGCGAGGCCCUGCAGCCUCUAUACUUGUACUUACAAAACCCGGAACCGAGCCUUGCAUCCACUCUGGGAGAGCGUGGACCUGGUUCCUGGGGGCGAUCGACAGUCACCCAUCAACAUUCGGUGGAGGGACAGUGUUUAUGAUCCCGGCUUAAAACCACUCACCAUCUCUUAUGACCCAGCCACCUGCCUCCACAUCUGGAAUAAUGGGUACUCUUUCCUCGUGGAAUUUGAAGAUUCUACAGAUAAAUCAGUGAUCAAGGGAGGACCCCUGGAACACACCUACCGAUUGAAGCAGUUCCAUUUUCACUGGGGGGCCAUCGAUGCCUGGGGUUCUGAGCACACCGUGGACAGCAAAUGCUUCCCAGCAGAGCUGCACUUAGUGCAUUGGAACGCAGUCAAAUUUGAAAACUUUGAGGAUGCAGCACUGGAAGAAAAUGGUUUGGCUGUGAUAGGAGUAUUUUUAAAGCUAGGCAAACAUCAUAAAGAGCUACAGAAAUUAGUGGAUACUUUGCCGUCAAUUAAGCAUAAGGACACCCUUGUGGAAUUUGAGUCAUUUGACCCUUCCUGCCUGAUGCCUACCUGCCCAGAUUACUGGACCUACUCAGGGUCUCUGACUACCCCACCCCUCUCCGAGUCUGUCACCUGGAUCAUUAAGAAGCAACCAGUAGAGAUUGAUCAUGAUCAGCUUGAGCAAUUUCGGACCCUGCUUUUCACUUCCGAAGGGGAGAAAGAGAAAAGAAUGGUGGACAACUUCCGCCCCCUUCAGCCACUGAUGAAUCGCACUGUCCGUUCAUCCUUCCGGCAUGAUUAUGUGCUGAAUGUACAAGCAAAACCCAAGCCGGCGACCAGCCAAGCAACCCCCUAAAACGUUCAUAUCUAGGCAGUAUUUUGCUUUUGCUUUAAUAUAUACUAGCUUACUAAAAAUUGUUAACUAGACUAUUCUAAGUGCCUGCAUUUGAUAAUAUUUACAGAUGUGCAUUUCUUAGCAUGAGAGUGCUUCAUCAGUCUUUGAGGAAGGCUAUUCCGUACCAGCAAGAGACACAAGUUUCUCUUACAGAUACCUGUUGGUAAUUGUAAUGCCUUUUUUUUUUUCUUUAAGAGGCUAGGUCUUGCUCUGUUGCCCAGGCUAGAGUGCAGUGGCCCAAUGAUAGCUCACUGCAGCCUUGAACUCCUAGGCUCAAGCAGUCCUCCUGCCUUGGCCUCUGGAGUAGCUGGGGCUACAGGUGCUGGCCGCCUGGCCCGGCUUGUAAUAUCUUUUUAUGUCUGACAUUUUUGAGCUAUCUUUUUAUGUUUAUCCAUUAGUGAUUCUAUAGUACUAUACGUAGGGAUUAUAAUCAAAAUUUUUAACAUGUGGUAAGGCACAGACACUGACCAGAACUCAGGCCUUUCAGAAACUGCCUAUGGGCCCAGACUGGUACUUCCUGGCUGAAUAUUGGUCAUGGUUUUAGGUGUAUUUUAUUUUAUAACAUUAAUGUGUAUUCUUUCAUAAGGGCUUAUCAAUCAGCACAUUUGCCACAGUGUUUAGUUGUUACAAGGACAUGAUACGUUUACUUACUAUCAGUUUAUGAUGUAGAAAAUAUAUUUUGUAAUUAUAAGAAAACAAGACUUUUCCUAUACCCAGAAAUCCCUUUGCAUUUCCGAAGAUCAGAUAUUUUACUUAAAUGUCUGAUCAUAUAGGAAAUAUAUGCAGAACAUUUUAAAGAAAAUGCCUGGCCGGGCGCAGUGGCUCACACCUAUAAUCCCAGCACUUUGGGAGGCUGAGGCGGGUAGAUCACUUGAGGUCAGGAGUUUGAGACCAGCCUGGCCAACAUGAUUAAACCCUGUCACUACUACAGAUAAAAAAUUAGCCAGGCAUGGUGGUGAGCACCUGUAAUGCCAGCUACUCGGGAAGCUGAGGCUGGAGAAUCGCUUGAACCCUGGAGGAGGUGGUUGCAGUGAGCCAAGAUCACACCACUGCACUCCAGCCUGGGCAACAGAGUGAGACUCUGUGUCUAAUAAAAAAAAAAAAGAAAAGAAAAAAUGCUUAAAGUGCCUAGAACUUAGAAUUCUUUCAUUGUACAUUUCCAGAAAUAUUUUUCUUUUUUUUUUUUUUUGAGAUGGAGUCUCGCUCUGUCCCCCAGGCUGGAGUGCAGUGGCACUAUCUUGGCUCACUGCAACCUCUGCCUCCCGGGUUUAAGCAAUUCUCCUGCCUCAGCCUCCUGAGGAGCUGGGACUACAGGCUCAUGCCACCACGCCCAGCUAAUUUUUGUAUUUUUAGUAGAGAUGGGGUUUCACUAUGUUGGCCAGGCUGGUCUUGAACUCCUGACCUCAGGUGAUCCACCCGCCUUGGCCUCCCAAAGUGCUGGGAUUACAGGCAUGAGCCACCGUGCCCGGCCUUCCAGAAAUAUUUUUCAAAGGACUAGUAAUCUAAUAGGCUGUAGUUUAUAAUAUUAUUUUGUAUUAUUUGCACACUGUACAUAGUAUAUAAUGAUAAUGUUUUCUACAGUGAAAGAGGUAUCCUGUCUUCUCUUUACAACUGUCUGAACUUUAUUUACUCAUUAGUCAAACUUCUUUGCAAGGCAGGUGAUUAACUUAAAUAUCUCAGUGUAUACAGUGGUUUAAAAGACUUCUGUUAUGGUAAUAGGGAGAGAAACUUGUCAGAUCGGCUAAAAUCUAGAUAAUUCUACAUAUUCUGAGGAAUUCAUGCUCCUGUGGCUCUUGCUUAUAAAUAUCUUGGAAUGUUUCCGAAUGCCUCUAAGCCUAUGUUCAGACUCAGUGUUGCAUCAAUGACUGGUAGUAUUUCUUUAAUUAAUAUGUUUGUCAUCUGGUCUGCAAGAUAGGGUUGGAUGAAUAUGCUUAACACUACUGAACUGUACACUUAAAGAUGGUUAGGAAGGAAACGGGACUACAUCAAACUUAAAAAUGUCUGUGUGUCAAAGGAAGCAAUCAACAAAGUGAAAAGGCAAGCUCUAGAAUGAGAGAAAAUAAUUGCAAAUCAUACAUCUUAUAAGGAGCCCAAAUCCAGAAUAUAUGAGGAACUUCUAUAACUCAACAACAAGAAAACCAAAUAACUCAAUUUUUAAAAAUGGGCAAAGGACUUGCACAGACAUUUCUCCAAAGAAGUUAUACAAUUGGCCAAUAAGAACAUGAAAAUAUGCUCAACAUUGCUAAUUAUUAGGGAAAUGCAAAUCGAAACCACAAUGAGAUAUCGUCUCAUGCCCAUCAUGAUGGCCACUAUCAGAAGAACAAAAAAAUAACAAGUGUUGGGGAGGAUGCAGAGAAGUUGAAACCCUUGUGCGCUGUUGGUAGUAAUGUAAAAUGGUGCAGUCAUUAUAGAAAACAGUACACAGGUUUCCCAAAUAACUGAAAACAGAAUUACCAUAAGAAUUACCACCAAAGCGGGAUCUCAAAGAGAUAUUUGUACACCCAUGUUCAUAGCAGCAUUAUUCACAAUAGCCAAGAGGUUCUGGAAGCAUCCCAAAUGUCCAUCAACAGAUGAAUAGAUAAAGAAAAUGUAUAUACGUUCAGUGGAAUAUUAUUCGGCCUUUAAAAAGAAGGAAAUCCUGUCAAAUAUACAGUGUAGAUGAACCUUGAAGGUAUUAUGCCAAGUGAAAUAAGCCAGCCACAAAAGAACAAAUACUAUAUGAUUCCUCCAUGUGAAGUAUCCAAAGUAGUCAAAAUCAUACAAUAGAAAGUAGAAAGGUGGUUGCCAAGGGUUGGGGGAAGGGGAGAGGGUAAAUUUGUAUUUAGUGGGUACAGAGCUUGUGUUGCAAGAAUUCUAGAGAUCUGUUGCAAAACAAGUGUGAUUGUACUUAACACUACUGAACUGUAUACGUAUAAGUUUGAGAAAUAUCUCUUUUUAAAAGGGGGAAAUGUGAAGGCUUUUGCAUGUAUGCCCUAGGAAAUGCAUAGAAUUCUUAGAAAGGUAAACAUAGUAAAAAAAAGAAGUCUUUGUUAACUUUCUGCAGUUCACCUGUUUCAAAGUAUAGUUACCUUUAAAAGGGUAAACACAAGAUAUGCGUUUUCCAGAGCACACAGGCUUUCCUCCUAGCUGUCUUGUUUUUAUUUUUUUUUUUUUAUUUUUUUAUUUUUUUGAGACAGAGUCUUGCUGUCGCCCAGGCUGGAGUGCAGUGGCACGAUCUUGGCUCACUGCAAGCUCCGCCUCCCGGGUUCAUGCCAUUCUCCUGCCUCAGCCCCCGGAGUAGCUGGGACUACAGGUGCCCGCCACCACGCCUGGCUAAUUUUUUGUAUUUUUAGUAGAGACAGGGUUUCACCGUGUUAGCCAGGAUGGUCUCUAUCUGACCUCAUGAUCCGCCCGUCUCAGCCUUCCAAAGUGCUGGGAUUACAGGCGUGAGCCACCGCGCCCGGCCUUCCUAGCUGUCUUGUGAAACGAUCAGUGCAAAACCCUACUGCAGUGAGUUUUCCAAAUUGAAGGGAGAAGCAAUGUACAGAAUGCCUGACUUGCCCUUACAUGUUACACCUGGUGUUCUGGCAUGAUUAUUAACCACACUCUUUUUCACUUGGAACCAUGUCCUGGUUUGCAUGGCUACCUUCCCUGCAGAGGUGAUAGAAACUGGCUUGAGGCAGUUUCUUUCUCCAUGCCUUAGUUAGAUGACCCUCAAAGGGGCACAGCAGAUUUCCCUGCCUACUGAUACACCUUAACAAGAAGCUUGUGUUUUUUAUGCCCUCAAAAGUGUUUUACUUGUACUUUCCUAGACAUAAAGGUGAAAAAUGGGCCCAAGGUCUGUCAAAGGUCUUGGAAAAGAAGAUUGUAUUAAAAUUGCUGUCCAUCUUCAUUAAAUAAUACUAGAUCAAUACAACCCUUUCUUUACAAUAUUAGUGGUUGGUGAAAGACUUCCUUCCUAUUGUUUCAGUAUAUGUAUAUGUCUGUAAAAUUAAUGAGAUAUCCUUUAACUUGUAGAUUAGAAAGCGACUAAAAACUCAUAGGGGAUUUACUAAAGAAGCAACAAUGGAAAGAAGCAGCCGAUCCUCCUCAGUGCACCUUUUUCUGUUGCACAGUACAGUGCACAGUCUGCUGGCAUCACCAUAUAGGGCAAGCUGUGACCGCCUUUCUCCUUUCCCAGGGCUACAUGGUGCCAAGCAGGUUCAGUGUACACUGGUUACCAACCUGUCUGAUUCCAGUGUGACAGAAUACACUCACACCCAAUACAUUACAUGAAGCAGAUUUAUUACUUACAGACAGGAAGCAAGGGACAACAGAGGCCCGGGCUCCAUUGUGAGCCAGUCCCCCAGGGCUCAAGAAAGCUGCCCGGGGCGGGGCUGAUGGAGUCUUGACUGUAUGUGCCCCACUUGCACCACAGCCUGCCUUGGGUUAUAUACCAUAGGAGCCACAUAACUCACUGGGCAAAGCUUUAAAGGACAUCCUGCUUCCAGGGGAGAGAGGAACACAACCUGGCUGUCUCAAACAGUUCCUCCCUAAAUCAAGAUGUUACAUUCCCUAGGAGGGACAAGAACAAGGCCAAGCUGUUUCAGGCAGUUCCUCCAUAUCCGGAUUUUGCAUUCCCAGUGCAUUCUACAGUUAUUCUUAAGAACUAUAAACAAGGAAGAAGGGAGAACUGAGUCAGUCCAAGGCCACCUGGAGAACUGUCUUGUACAUGGGUUAGGGUAAAGUUGGCUAUUCUAAAACCAAGCAUCCACCCAAAAGAAGUCUUGGAAGACGUCUUUCCCUGUUAAAUUCAAAUGAUGGUAAUUAUAGUUUGGAAGUGGAAUUGGCUUUUAGAGUUACUUCUGUAAUGAAAUUAACAAGCAAUUCAGGCCUAUUUCUGAAAAUGAAUUUAGUGGUUAAUUGUUAAAAAUAAAUGUCUAACUCCUAUAAAAGGAAAUUUACAUUCAUUUCUAACUCACUAAAAAAUCUAUGGCCGGGUGCGGUGGCUCAUGCCUGUAAUCCCAGCAUUUUGCGAGGCCGAGGCGGGUAGAUUACCUGAGGUCAAGAGUUCGAGAACAGCCUGGCCAAUAUGGUGAAACCCCGUCUCUACUAAAAAAAUACAAAAAUUAGCCGGGUGGUUGUGGCACACACCUGUAAUCCCAGCUACGCAGGAGGCUGAGGCAGAAGAAUUGCUUGAGCCCAGGAGGUGGAGGUUGCAGUGAGCCAAGAUUUCUUAGAAGCAAUUGUUACUUAUUGUUCUGAAGUGAAAGUCUGGUCUGAUUCAGAAGAAAUGUUACAACUCAAACACUGAUGCUUUUAGAAUGGGCAGCAAUUCUCAGUGUAAAUUCUGAUCACAGGGACCAGCAAAAUUGGUGACUUGCAUAGCUACAACAUUCUGUGCCAUCCAGGGCACUCUAGUUUGGGGAUACAACUGCCAAACCUCCAACUAGAGAGUUUAGUUUAAGAUUUAGUCAAGAAGCAGAAAGGUAAAGGUGACAAUGUGUAGUAAACCAUGAUAGAUGUUAUAAAAGGUGGAAUACUUGUACUGGAAAUGCAUACAGUGCCUCACCCCCUCUUGAGGGGGUCAGGAAGUUUUCACACUAAUGAUGAUGGUGAUGAGAUGAUGAUGUAAUAGCUAAAGUUUUGGAGGCAUUCACUAUUGCUAGGCACUGUAUCAGCAUAUAACAUGGGUUAUCUUAGUUUUCACAAUAAAAGCGUUAUGAGAUGGGAA